This is a messenger RNA of Myotis myotis, 3353 nucleotides long. RefSeq names its product serine incorporator 1 (gene SERINC1). Gene Ontology annotation, cellular component: membrane. The record is from RefSeq and is a predicted model, not a curated record. The transcript has 12 exons. NCBI's taxonomy places the organism in Eukaryota, Metazoa, Chordata, Mammalia, Chiroptera, Vespertilionidae. Bases 758 to 1927 code for a protein of 389 amino acids.
GCCCGCAAAACCGGGCGAGGCGCUGUCUCCAUUUUGUUGGCAUUUGCCGUCCCGGCGACGCGUCGGCCAUGGGGAGCGUCCUGGGGCUGUGCUCCAUGGCGAGCUGGGUUUAGUGCAAUCCCAGUCAAAAUCCCAGUAAGUUAUUGUUUGGAUAUUGACAAAUUGAUUCUAAUGCUUAUAUGGAGAUACAGAAGACUCAGAACAGCCAACUCAGUAUUGAAAACCAAAGCUGGAGGAGUGACACUACCCGACUACAUGACUUAGUAUAAAACUGUAGCAGUAAUCAAGACAGUGUGGUAUUGGCAAAAGAAGAGACAGAUACCAUGUUUGUGUGGCAGUGCCCCGUGUUUGCUGUGCCGAUGCUGCCCUAGUGGAAACAACUCCACUAUAACUAGGCUGAUCUAUGUAUUCUUCUUGUUUGUUGGAGUGUGUGUAGCUUGUGUAAUGUUAAUACCGGGAAUGGAAGAACAACUGAAUAAGGUCAUCAAAGAUUUGCAUUUCCUAGAGUAUUUGUGAUAUGUAGGGUCAUGUCCCUAGUACUGGUCAGUGAGUUGUGAGUGGAUGUGAUACACCUCAGCUUCUACUUGCUGAUGCAAGAUCUCCUUUCCUAUUACAACAUGUGCAACAUUUGAGAUGGCUUCUCCAGCAGCCUGGAUUCCUGAGUUGACUGCACGUGAGCAGGAAAUAUACCUUUGCUGUUUUAAGCUGAUACUUUGGGGUUGUUUCUGUAUGUACCAGCUUAACCUGACUAAUAUAUAUGGCUGAAAUUCCUGGAUUUUGUGAGAAUGAGAAAGGUGUCGUCCCUUGUAAUAUUCUGGUUGGCUACAAAGCUGUAUACCGUCUGUGCUUUGGCUUGGCUAUGUUCUAUCUUCUCCUCUCUCUAUUGAUGAUCAAAGUGAAGAGCAGCAGUGAUCCUAGAGCUGCAAUACACAAUGGAUUCUGGUUCUUUAAAUUUUCUGCAGCAAUAGCAAUUAUUAUUGGGGCUUUCUUCAUUCCAGAAGGAACUUUUACAACUGUGUGGUUUUAUGUAGGCAUGGCAGGUGCCUUUUGUUUCAUCCUCAUACAGCUUGUCUUACUUAUUGAUUUUGCCCAUUCAUGGAAUGAAUCAUGGGUUGAAAAAAUGGAAGAAGGAAACUCAAGAUGUUGGUAUGCAGCUUUGUUAUCAGCUACAGCUCUGAAUUAUCUGCUGUCUUUAGUUGCUAUCAUCCUGUUCUUUGUUUACUAUACUCAUCCAGCCAGUUGUUCAGAAAACAAAGCAUUCAUCAGUGUCAACAUGCUCCUCUGCCUUGGUGCUUCUAUAAUGUCUAUACUGCCAAAAAUCCAAGAAUCACAACCAAGAUCUGGUUUAUUACAGUCUUCAGUGAUUACAGUCUACACAAUGUAUUUGACAUGGUCUGCUAUGACCAAUGAACCAGAAACAAAUUGCAACCCAAGUCUGCUAAGCAUAAUUGGGUACAAUACAACAAGAAUUGUCCCAAAGGAGGGAGAGUCUGUCCAGUGGUGGCACGCUCAAGGAAUUAUAGGACUAAUCCUCUUUUUAUUGUGUGUGUUUUAUUCAAGCAUCCGUACUUCGAACAAUAGUCAGGUAAAUAAACUGACUCUAACAAGUGAUGAAUCAACAUUAAUAGAAGAUGGUGGACCCAGAAAUGAUGGAUCACUUGAGGAUGGAGAUGAUGCUCACCGAGCUGUAGAUAAUGAAAGGGAUGGUGUCACUUACAGUUACUCCUUCUUUCACUUCAUGCUUUUCCUGGCUUCCCUUUAUAUCAUGAUGACCCUUACCAACUGGUACAGGUAUGAGCCUUCUCAUGAGAUGAAGAGUCAGUGGACAGCUGUCUGGGUGAAAAUCUCUUCGAGUUGGAUCGGCCUCGUACUCUAUGUUUGGACACUGGUGGCACCACUUGUUCUUACAAAUCGUGAUUUUGACUGAACAGGACUUCCGGCAUGAAAGUCCCAGUUUGAUCAUUGCUUAUUGGAAAUUAAUAGUGUUUCCAACUUUCGUAAAGUUGUGUAUGUGUGUGCUUCCCAUACAACUUCUCCAGUGUUCUGGCAUGAGAUUUUGCUGCUUGCCAUUUUAUUCAUUGUAUUCUUGCCAAGUGCAUUGAUAGGUGUGUUAGAAUGAAUCACAGAGGUUUUAUGAGUAUGGUGGAAAGUUAGGGAAAGUGGACAUUAGGUUCAUCUUGUUCUGUACCUGUGAAAAUAAUAGUAAAAAGAAAACUUGACAAUUUUAAAUUUUGUUAGAACUGAAGCUGUAUCUUAGAAAGUAUAAAAGGAAGUGGCUGCCUUUUGAAAUACUUGAUGCCUUGCCUUACAGGAGAUUGCAAAGAAUGUGGGCUAUUUAAAAAUUAUGUAAACAAGUCACUUAAAUGGCAGUUGUCUGAAAAAUCUUUUCAGGUUUUUCCAUUAUAUAAAUAUAGGAAACUUAUACAGGUGGGGAGUGUUUGAGGGACAAUAAUGUAGGUUAUGAUGAAGAUUGAGAUUUCAAAGAAAGAUUGGUGGUGAGCAUUAAAUUAAAUACUCACUUAGGUUCUAUCUUCCUUGGGUAGAGAUGGCCUUCCACACCAACAGUGAACCUUGUUUUGGUCAUUGUAAACAUGUGCGAAAGUAAGGGGUUAAUGGAGAUGCUGGGAACUCUGAAGGAUGUAGACAAAGGUUUUGAAAAGGAUAAUCAUGAAUUAGAAGGAAGUUGGUGAAAAUCUCCUUGAAAGUUCAUUUUGAAAAUCAAAGGUGUUAAACUUUUGACAGGACAACAAGAAACUGCAAAUACUAGGCUUCAGUAGAUACUUUGACAAAAUCUAGUCCAAUCCUCCUGUUUUAAAAAUGAAGCAACUGAGGCACAGACUUAACUCAGAUAGCUAAUUAGUGGCAAAGCUGGGAAGUCCUAAGCCAAAAUAGCUGACAUUCAAAACUUAAUUCUAUUAACAAAAAACAAAAAGAAAACACAUUACAGAUUUUACACCUGAGUACUGGUAGGUAAUUUAUGUGAUGUGGAUUGCUGGUGUCCAGCUUGCCUUCUACUUUUAAACUGAGGUCACGAGAAUGAUAGAAUGCUGUACAAUAAACUGCUUAUAGUAUACUAUACAGUUCAAAAAGUGUUUAAAAUGCUUUUGUAUCUGCUGCCACCUAAUUAAUAUGUAUAGGUUAUUAUAAUCUUAAAAGUCAAGCAGUAUAACAGCCAAUUAGAAACUUAGUUACUUGUGUCAUUAGUGAGUAUAUUAAUCUAUAUUUACUUCUUUUAAUGUUUAUUAAUUUAAAUGAAAUACAAUUCAACUUAAUCCCCCUUUAUUCUGUAUUGAUAUUGUGUUCCAUGAUUUGACUGACUGUAUUCUCUCUCUAAAUAAAUGAAUUAAGAGAAA